AUCGUCUGUUCUUCACUAGAUCUACUAGAUCAUCUGAGGGACUGAAUCAAGAUGCUGCUGAUCAUUGAAGCUCUUCUUCUCAUUUUAGCUGCUCUAGGACAGGUAAGCUUGUGUUCUAGUAUGAAUAUUACAGACAUGAAUACUGAUGAUGUGAUCAUUAUGAUUCAUGUUGCUGCAGGAUUACAGCACUGCUGCUGUUGAAGGACAGAUAUUUCCAUUGGAUUUCGCACUGAAUUCAGUUGAUGAUCAAUAUGACGGUUGUACUGUGAAAAUGGCAGACCUGGUGAACACAACUUAUCUAGAGAAGGAAAAAUCGACCUCAGCUGAAUUUAAUAAGACUUGGCAAGAAGGUGAAGAGAAAGCCAAGAAAGCAGAGGAUAACUUGCAACAGAUUCAUUCAGUCGCCAUUCAUGUGUACACUAACAAAGACUCUAAAGUAUAUAGUAAUUUCACUAGUGCCACUCGUACUGACAAACAGAAAUAUAAAGAGGGGACAUUCAAGUGGUUUUCACUUCACUUUCUGUUAACAGAAGCGAUUCAGAUUCUGAAGAAAACACAAAAUAAAUGCUAUGUAACUUAUCGAGGUACAAAUGCUGAAUUUGAUGUUCAGAGCAAAGAGGUUCGUUUGAGCUCAUUUUCAUCCUCCUCUCUUGACCGUAAAGUAAUACAGGGUUUUGGAAAUAAAUCUUGUUUUGAAAUCUACACUUGUGAAGGUGCUAAUUUGACAAAAUAUUCAAAGUAUCCUGAUGAGAAAGAGGUGCUGAUUCCUCCAUAUGAGACGUUUAAAGUCACUGCUGUCAUGAACAGAUUAGAUCAGCCAGAUCUCUGGUGUGAGACCGUGUUUGUGUUGAAAAGCUCUGGAACAAGAAGUGACCUGAACUGUGCAUUGUUUAACAGUGGAAACCAUGCUACUUUCUUUAAUGUUUUACUAAUUUUGCAAAUUGUAUUUUGCAUAGUGUUUACCUAA
Molecule: messenger RNA, 967 nt
Organism: Rhinichthys klamathensis goyatoka
Lineage: Eukaryota; Metazoa; Chordata; Actinopteri; Cypriniformes; Leuciscidae
Product: ecto-ADP-ribosyltransferase 4-like
Exons: 1
Coding region: 167-967 (266 amino acids)
Molecular function (GO): NAD+-protein-arginine ADP-ribosyltransferase activity; NAD+ poly-ADP-ribosyltransferase activity
Source: RefSeq, a predicted model, not a curated record